Eptesicus fuscus (big brown bat) is the source of this 1932-nucleotide messenger RNA. Its product is annotated as G patch domain-containing protein 4. The record is from RefSeq and is a predicted model, not a curated record. NCBI's taxonomy places the organism in Eukaryota, Metazoa, Chordata, Mammalia, Chiroptera, Vespertilionidae. The transcript is spliced from 8 exons. Gene Ontology annotation, cellular component: nucleolus. The coding region runs from base 166 to 1458 and encodes 430 amino acids. Gene Ontology annotation, molecular function: nucleic acid binding. Gene Ontology annotation, biological process: regulation of ribosome biogenesis.
AUGGUUUCGACAGCCUAGAAGGACCAAAAGGAUACUUCCGGGAAGGUGGCGGCUCACGAGUCAGCUCUGGCACAUGCUUCCGCCGGGAGGACCCCGCGGUGACGGGAUGGUAAGUGACCUCUUCUUCUCUGGUGAGGACCUGAGGACAGUGACUCUUUUCUCAACAUGAAGGUCACCCCGGAGGUUAGGAGUCAUGGGAUGAAGUUUGCUGAGGAGCAGCUGCUAAAGCAUGGAUGGACUCCAGGCAAAGGCCUGGGCCGGAAGGAGAAUGGCAUUACCCAGGCCCUCAGGGUGACGCUAAAGCAGGACACUCAUGGGGUGGGACAUGACCCUGCCAAGGAGUUCACAAACCACUGGUGGAAUGAGCUCUUCAACAAAACGGCAGCCAACUUGGUAGUGGAAACUAAGCAGGAUGGAGUACAGAUAAGGCGCCUUUCUAAGGAGACCACCCGCCAUAAUCAUCCCAAGCCCAACAUGCUGUAUCAGAAGUUUGUGAAGACUGCCACACUGACUGCGGAUGGGGAGAAGCCAGACCAGGACUUGGAAAGCUGCAGUGACGACGACAACCAGGAGCCCCAGCCUCCAAAAAUUCUGACUGAUGAGAUGCUGCUCCAAGCCUGUGAGGGUCGAACAGCACACAAGGCUGCCCGUCAUGGAAUUACGAUGAAGGCUAAGCUUGCUCGUUUGGAGGCCCAGGAGCAGGCCUUCCUGGCUCAGCUCAAAGGCCAGGACCCUGGGAUCCCUCAACUGCAGACUGAGAGCAAAGCCCUCAAAAGAAAGAAAAAGAAGCAGAAAGAGGAAGAGGCUACAGCAACUGAAAGGGAUGCAGACAAGGAGUACCCAGAAUAUACUGACCAGAGCAUCAGGAAAAGCAAGAAGAAAAGACAACUUCAAGAUAAGAAAGAGGGGACACCUGUAGGGGAUGAGGAAGCGGUCACAGACACAAGAGGGCUUGGGGAACUAAAGAGCAAAGAACAAACUGAUCCGUCCCCCAGGAAAAGGAAGAAAAAGAAGAGGCGGCGCCAUGAAGAGGAGAAGCGGGGGGUCUUAGGUAAGGAGGAUGUAGGUGGCAUCAGAACAGGGAAGGUAGAGAGCCGAGCACACACUGACGCACGUAGCAGAAGCAAGAGGCAGCAGUGCGAGGAGGAGGAAGACUUGAACAUAGAGGAUAAAGAAGUUGAGGAAGCUGUUGUAGAUGGUGGGACCAGGGAAGCAGAAAGCAGAGUGUGCAGUGGUAAGAAAAGCAGAAGCAAGAAAAGACGGCGGCAUCAGGAGGAGGGUGUCUUGGACAUAAGCGACGGACACAAGGACGGCAGGACUAGGGAAGGAGAGAGCAGAGCACACCCUGGCUCAAGCAGCAGAGGUCAGAAGAGGAGGCAGCAGCAAGCAGAGGAGGAAAGAGCCACAGUCAGCACUGACCAGAGAGCAAAAAAGAAGAAACUGAAGAAGAGAGACUGAAGGUCAGGUGAGGGUGGUCCUCGAUCAGUUUCUUUUCAGGAGUUGUUGAGGCCUCAGAGACCUGAGUUGAUCAGGUCUCCUGCACCCUCCCAGGGAGGAGUCCUUCCCGAGGAGGAACCAGCUCUGGAUACCAGCAUGCUGAGAGGAGAGCAGUAGCACCUGCCUUAGUUGAGGGAAUGGGCUUCUUCCCCUUUGCAGCUCCUAACCCAGAGAUCAUGAACUCAGAUGCCCAUCGGAGCCAGGCAGCCAAGGGACAAGGAGUGCUGGGGGCUGUGGCAGUAGGAAUGCAGGUACCCUUUGAAGGGGCAUCCUUGCUAAAAGAAACUGAAAAGGUUGACUUAUGUGACAUGUCCUGAUUCUUAAAUAUUGUGACGCUAAGGAAAAAACAUACAAAUCUCGUUCUGUGAGCUGGUUUCUAACACUGCCAAAUGAGUCAAUAAACGUCAGCUUGGGCUCCUAGCCUAUCAGUCCUGA